Messenger RNA from Bathycoccus prasinos, 1317 nucleotides. RefSeq lists its product with no specific name. The transcript has 2 exons. Gene Ontology annotation, molecular function: protein binding. Gene Ontology annotation, cellular component: nucleolus; preribosome, large subunit precursor. NCBI's taxonomy places the organism in Eukaryota, Viridiplantae, Chlorophyta, Mamiellophyceae, Mamiellales, Bathycoccaceae. Gene Ontology annotation, biological process: ribosomal large subunit biogenesis. The coding region runs from base 1 to 1317 and encodes 438 amino acids. The record is from RefSeq and is a predicted model, not a curated record.
AUGACGAGCAAAAACGGGAAGAGUAAAAAAUCAUCUUCCAAUUCGUCGAAAGAAAUCUCUCUGCUCUGCGCGGACGAGCUCGGAUACCUGCGCUUCGCGUCGUCCUCGAACGCGUACGGCGCCAUUCUCCAUCGAUUCGAUUCUUCUUAUUGCGUAUCAAACACUUACGAGAAUAAGAAGAAUAAAGAAACUUUUGGGAUUGAGAAACUGUGCUCGAGUUUUCACCGCCAGAUGGGGUGCAACCUGUACGCCGUCGCGAGAAGGAACGGGAAGGUGGAAAUCGUUCGGGCUGGGAACGGUGGAUUUUUUCAGCCUUUAUAUGACAAAACGGUAGGAGGAGUAGCGGCAGUUUCGGUCCCGAAAUGCGUUGGAUUAGAUUUUACGGAAGACGGGAAACAGCUCACCGUGGCCGCGGAGGACGGGACGGUGACCGUGUUGCGAGUGAAAGAGGAUGGCGAGGGGACGUGGAAAAGCGGCGGCGCGGACGCGCGUUCGUUCGCGUUGUUGAAAGAGGACGUCGCGAGGAGAGAAGAAGAAGGGGUGGUGUUGUGCGCGCGAGCGAGUAAAGAUGGGAAGCGGUUACUUUACGGAGGGAAAGGGCAAGGAAACGACGUGAAGAUUGUGGAUGUAGAGCAGGAAGGGAAGUUGGUGUGGAAAGCGAAACCUCCGCCGGUGAAUAGGUUGAAUUAUCGAGCGCCGCCGUGGGUGAAAUGCGCGCGGUUUAAAGAUCGCGGGGAAGCAAACGGAGGCAACGAAAGUUGCGUUUUUGCCGUCGGGACGGGGGAGAAGAAAGUGAGGUUGUACGAUACUAGGGCGAAUAAACGCGCGACGAUGGAAGUGGAAUACGGCGAAGCGCCGGUGAAUUCAGUCGCUUUUAGUUCCGUCGACGAACACCGGAUGUUUGCCGCGGACAGUCGAGGUAAAUGUUGCGCCAUCGAUUUGAGAACGAGUAAAGCGUGCGGCGCAAUUCGGGGCAAUUCGGGGAGCGUUCGCGAAAUCGAAGCGCACCCGACUUUAGAUUUAGUAGCCACGGUUGGGUUAGAUAGAUACGUUCGAGUGUAUAACGGCUCCAGUAGGAAAUGUCUAGGUGCGGCGUACGCGAAGCAAAAUUUGACGUGCGUCGCCUGGGACACGUUCCAAGAUAGAGAUGGAAAUAGAAAGAAGAAAAAAGGUAAAAGGGUAGAUGCAGAUAAUAGCGACGAUAGCGAUAACGAUGACGAGGAUGACGAGGAAAACGACAACGAUAUUUUGCCGAAGAAACGGAAGAAGAAGAAGUCGAAAUCAAAAAGAAAAAGAAGAAGACGAAUGAAGACGUGA